This is a messenger RNA of Schistocerca gregaria, 4153 nucleotides long. RefSeq names its product heat shock 70 kDa protein 12A-like. The transcript is spliced from 13 exons. The record is from RefSeq and is a predicted model, not a curated record. Lineage: Eukaryota; Metazoa; Arthropoda; Insecta; Orthoptera; Acrididae. Bases 53 to 3115 code for a protein of 1020 amino acids.
CGCCCGCGGGCGGCGAGGCCCACAGACCCAGUCAGUCGGCGCCUGGCCAGCCAUGCCGCUGCAGACGCGCUGGCCCGAGGGCGCCGAAGAGGAGGAGGAGGGGCCGGCGCCGCUGGAGCACAAGGGGCUGUGCGUGGCCGCCGGCGCGCGCCCGCGCAGCCUCUACCUGCCGGGGGACGGCUCGCUCGAGGAUAUAUUAGCCUCCGGGCACUGCGCACGCCAGUCGGUCGCCGCGUCGCCACUCGACGAAUACACAGGCGUCCGGGCCGUGAUGGAGGAGCUGUACAGCUACCCCAGGAACCACCACCCCUACCACCGCGCAGAGGCCACGACCGGCGGCGCGAGCAGCGGCAGCGACUCGCCACCCGGCGUCGAGGACUCCGAUCACCGGAAACUCGGCACCGUGGCCGGCUUCUCCACCUGCUUCGCCGUCGGCAGUCUGUCAGACCCGACAGUGCGCGAAUUCUACCCCGCCGCUGCUCGUCCCGGAAGAAUCGCAGAUGUGUCUGAAUACACUCGACCAGCUACUGCCGACUACCGAGAGGCUUACGGCUACAACCUGUACGAGUCGCUGCAGUUUAUAGACAAGGACCAGUCGUGGAAAGAAGCUCACGCGUAUCCGGCCAUAGCCGACGGUCGACGUGGGCCUCACUGCUACCUGGACGCGGCCGUGCAGACUUCCGACGAAGAGGGUUCCGUGCCGUCGGAUGACUCGCGCAACCGAUCGGAUCGGUCUUCUUCGAACGGGUCGAACCAGUCACUGGACUUCCCAGAAAACGAUCACUCCGGCGACACUGCUCCCCAUGCGCUGCGUCCGUGGUUUCCCGACAACCCGAUGAUGAGCAUAAUACACGAGGAAGAAGGCGAGUCCAACGAAAAGCUCAGUUCAGAUUCGAGUCACAGGUCGCAUAGUUCUGUCGAAGUACCGGUGGGCGAAAAGCGGGAGACGGUGAAGCAAGAGUCCGCUGCGCUGUACGAAGAAGUGAAAAGUCCUCGAGUUUACGAGAACAACGUGCAAUCUGAAACUCCAAACGACGAGAAGAGGUACCCGCUACCGCUGGAUAAGCUCUCAUCAACAGGAGAUGCGGAAGCUGCCUCCAACGGCCGAUACUUCUGCCUGGUGUCCACGCCACCUCCACAGGAGCCAGCCUGUGGUCCAGAAGACAGCUGUGCAGAUGAAGUUUGCACAUGUACAGAUGAGUCUUUGGAUUCAGGUGUUCAAGAAGAUCUAACUCCUGUGAGGAAAAGCCCACAUAUGGUGCUCUCAUCUGGCUCCUUCACACAGGAAGAUGGACCUGAGGCUUUUAACCAUGUUGAAGAGAUGCUUAUAUCAGAAGGAUGCUGCAUGAGAUUAGAUUCUUGCCAUGUACAAGUUAUUAUUGCUGUUGAUUUGGGCACUGCAUACAGUGGAUAUGCAUUUAGCUUCAGGUCAGAUCCCACCAAAAGAAUCCACAUCAUGCGACGUCCACAAGGUGGUGAUGCAGGAAUUAGUAACCACAAGAUACCAACAACACUUCUCCUUACUCCUAAGGAAGAAUUUCAUUCAUUUGGUUUCAUGGCAAGAGACUUCUUUCAUGACCUAGAUCCACAGGAAGCAAAAAGAUGGUUAUAUUUUGAUAAAUUCAAGAUGGUCCUUCACAACAAUCAGAAAAUAGAUCGCUCCACUAUGGUGAAAGCUGCUAAUGGAAGGUAUGUAUCUGCUCUGACUGUCUUAUCACAUGCCUUGCGUUAUCUUGGAGGUGAGGCCCUGAGGGAGGUUGAACGACAGCAGCCAGGCAUUGAAAUGUCGCAACAGUCAGUUCGCUGGGUUCUCACAGUUCCUGCACUUUGGCAACCACCCGCAAGGCAGCUCCUCAGGGAAGCUGCUGGUCUGGCAAAUAUCUAUGACAAAGAACAUCCAGAGAGUCUUAUCAUUGCACUAGAACCAGAAGCAGCAUCUAUAUAUUGCAGGACGCAGAAACUGCAUCAUGUUGAAAUUUCCUCGGAUCUGCCUCUUUUUGAAGAACUUGAGGAUUCAGGCACCCGUUACAUGGUGGUGGAUUGUGGAGGGGGUACUGUGGACAUCACCGUACAUGAACUGUCUUCAAGCCGAGGGACUUUGCGUGAGCUGCACAGAGCUACUGGUGGUCCCUGGGGAUCCAUAGGAAUUGAUCGUGCAUUUGAAGCUUUGUUGGAUGACGUAUUUGGUGAGGAGUUUAUGGAACAGUUCAAACUGAAAAGGCCAGCAGCUUUUGUAGAACUGAUGGUCAGUUUUGAAGCACGGAAGCGUGUGGCAAGCCCUUACAGAGAAACUCCAUUUAACAUAUUCCCACCUUUCUCCUUUAUUGAUUAUUACAGGAAGUACAAAGGAAAAGAGAUUGAUCAUGCAAUCAAGAAGUGUGGCAGGAAAGACAUAAGCUGGUCAUCACAAGGAAUGCUAAGAAUAAAUGCUAGCCUCAUGAGAGAGCUGUUUCAGCCAACUGUCUCUAAUAUUCUCAAGUACAUUCAAGAUGUAUUUGACAAGUCAACUGUGAAUGAAAUAAAAUAUUUAUUUCUUGUUGGAGGAUUUGCUGAAUCACCAAUUUUGCAGAAUGAAGUGCAACAGUCUUUUGGACGCAAAGUUCAUAUCAUCAUACCUCAGGAAAUGGGACUUUCGAUUUUGAAAGGAGCUGUUUUGUUUGGGAUGAAUCCAGAAGUAAUUACAGUCAGAUACUCAAAGCAGACAUAUGCAAUAGGUGUGCUGAAGCCAUUUAUACCAGGAGUACAUCGGAAAGAAAAACUCAUUGAGAAGGAUGGUGUCCGUUGGUGUGCUGAUGUACUGGACAAGUUUGUUGAAGCAGAGCAGCCCCUCAAUGUUGGAGAAGCAGUUGUUCGACGCUAUACUCCUGCUAAAUCUGACCAGUCUUCAGCAGUAAUUAAUAUUUAUUGUGUAGAUUCAGAAGAUGCAAAGUAUGUGACAGAGCCAGGUGUGAGACGAUGUGGAACACUGAAACUUGAUCUUUCACACACGGAGAGACCUGCAAGAGAAAUUCAGAUUUGCAUGGUGUUUGGAGGAACUGAAGUAACUGCUAGUGCAACAGAUAUUGCUUCUGGGAAUCGUGUUGACAUUCAGGUUGACUUUCUGUCAAGCAGCUGAUAGCUUUUCUCACUCUGUUAUACAAGACUGUUUUUGAGUCAGUGUUUUUGCCUGUAAUUAUUAUGAUUGCACUGUGUGAAGGUAGUCACAUAAUGUGGAUGUACUUCCAUGUAAUCCUGCCAUGAAAGUUUGCUAUUGAUCUCAUGUGACAAUACCUUUAACAGCAAAAAUGUACUAACUCCUAUUACAAUGUAAAUAAUUUAAUUUUCAUGCCUGAAUCUUCAGUGUAGUUCUAUUCAGGCAUAUAUUCAUAGUACAAAGUAACAGAAGUGUAUAUAAAAGAAUUUGUUUUGUAUAUAUAUAAAAAAAUAAACAUAGCUGCACAUAUUUAUAAAACUUUUAUUAUUGCAUUCAAAUAAUUUGAAAUCAUUUAUUGUUUCAAGAGUUUAUUCAAUAAAACUGUGAGUUCUCUAUUAUGCUGAAAUAUAUUAAAAAGUUUCAAUGAAUUACAAAUGCUAUAAAAGGAGAGAGUGAAAGGAAGAUGAGAAAAAUGAAAAAUUAUGGAGAGGCAGAAAGAGGUUUUCUCUAGUAGUAGACAGAUAAUAAUUUGUAUUACUAGCUAAUUGCCUCUUACCAUUUAACACAUAUAUAAUGUGACAAAAGUGUAAGAUUUGUUUUUGAGUUUAAUUACUUGUGUUCCAUGCUUUAAGAAGCCAUACAUUAGUGUUUAUAUUGGUGCUUUCAAGUGGCUUCUACUCAAUGCUAUAUUUCUAGCCCUUCCAUACCAUUUUCCUAACACAUUUCAUUUUUGAAUUAAGGAGCUUUGAGUAUGGAUGCCAAACAUUCUCUACCCAUUCCACUUUUUAUCAUUCAUUCUGCAGUACAGUUUUCAAUAUUAGCAUGAUAAUGUUUUCACCAACAGUUCAAUUAUUUCAUUUGGGUACUUAAUUCAAAAUUUGUACUUCCUAUGACUAUUAUUGUCAAAACGUAACUGAGUGUAGUAAAAUAAUGUUAUCCAAGUGAUAAUGAUUACUAAGGUUUAUGGUUAAUUUAGAGGACAUAUGGUAUAACAGUCUAUAAAUUAAAGACAUUGGGUAU